This is a messenger RNA of Phlebotomus papatasi, 472 nucleotides long. RefSeq lists its product as uncharacterized. The record is from RefSeq and is a predicted model, not a curated record. Gene Ontology annotation, cellular component: mitochondrion. NCBI's taxonomy places the organism in Eukaryota, Metazoa, Arthropoda, Insecta, Diptera, Psychodidae. The transcript has a single exon. The coding region runs from base 102 to 410 and encodes 102 amino acids.
AUCAACUUCGUGCUUUUGGAGGAGAAGUUUUUGUCACAGCUGUCAGAGUUUAUUUUGGUUUCUUGUGAAGAUCCAGGAAAAAUCCUGCCAGAACGUCCAGGAUGAUGUCUUCAAGAGUUGCUCCUGCUACUCUUCGGCUCCUGCGUCCCUUCAGUCAGAGUGCAGCUCCAUCGAGCUCUGGUGGCCAGGGAAAAUCACCAUCUACAACAGAUCCUCUGUCAAAGGUCUCCGGAUUGACCACAAAUGUCGUCCUGAAGCCAGAGAGCGGCAAGAAGGUUGGCCCUGGAGCUUCUCACAAUGCUGAUUACAAGGUUCCCGAGUACUUCCUGUACGGGAGACAUAGCUACCACGAGGCAGAAAUUGAAUUAGCUCCUUUCCGGUGUCCCCAGCCAUCUGCCCUGAAAAAGUAACUUAGGUGAAUGAUUAUCUGUAAAAUUGUAGUUACAAAUUAUACGUUGAAUAUGGCGAGAAA